UCCAACUGUAACAUCCCAUCUGUCUAAUUUUUCUUUUUCAGAAGCUUUUCUGUCAGCAAGAGACGACAGAAACAAACUGUACUUCCUAACCCUCCUGCCUCCAUUUGUUUCAGUCUUAAAAGUAUGUUGCUUUGGCUAUAUAACCUCCAAAGAUCUUUCAAGUACACGGAAAAACCUUUUAAAAAUCCAGACGUUCACACUCUAGUCCUCAUAAUUUAAGUCUUAACAUGUAUAUCAUGUGCGUGGUCGAUUUCAUGUUUAUUGAUAUAUUGAAACUGGUCAAGCCCACCAAUUGUAAUGAUACAAGGAUGGAUAUGAACCAAGUUUAGUGAACCCACAUCAUAGCCUUAAGGUGAUGCUGUUUUAGUAUAUAUAUGCUUAACAUUAAGGUAGUUAUAUGUGAAUCAAGGUAACCUUUUUUAUUAUUCUCUCAAGUCCAUUCCCGAUAUAUUUCCUUCAUCACCUCCUACUAGCAUGGAUUUCAAUUCCACACCAUCGCCUUCGGAGGCAUGUCCAGAGACGAUGGACUUCCUUUCGCGUGCAUGGUGCGACUUUGCAGUUCAUGCUCUACAACCUGAGUUACAUGAUCAAUCGAUUUUCAUCUUAGACAAUCCAACCAAGAAAUUUGAAAGUGACUCCCCAAUCUCAUUCACGAAGAUGGAGAAAAGCAUAAAGAUUGAUGCUACUGAUUUCAACUCUUCUUUGCCACCAUGGAAAUCCAAUGAUGUGAAGUCAUGGAUAUGGAUGCAACAAGCUAUGCAUCCAGAACUGAAUUACAACAGCUGUCUUCGAAAGAAAUGGAUACCGUGGAAGAUAGUCCCCUUUAAGGGUAUUUCAAUCAAGAAAUGGUUGAAGGAGAUGAAAGCAAAGAGGAAAGAAGAAGAGAGACUACAAAGAGCUGAAGUGCACGCAGCAAUAUCAGUGGCAGGGCUAGCAGCAGCACUGGCUGCGAUUGCCGCUGAAACCUCGAAAAGGAAUGAUUGUAACCCAACCAAGGAGGCUGCUAUAGCCUCGGCAGCUGCUCUGGUUGCCACACAAUGCGCCAAAGUGGCAGAAGCAAUGGGGGCUAAGAAGGAGCAGCUUGGCAGUGUUAUAGGUUCAGCCAUGAGUGGUACAAGUGCAAGUGAUAUCUUAACACUAACUGCAUCAGCUAAUGCAUCAUUAAGAGGAGCUGGUACACUUAAAGCAAGAACAGAAUGCAAGAACAGAUCCAGUGGCGGUGCCCCCAUCCUUCCAAUCGAGGACAACAAUGAUCUUCCGUUCGAGUUUGAGAAGUGCAGGUCAAUACUAGCAAAGGGCGCCGAGUUAGGUGUAGAAACACCUGAUGGGAAAUACAUGGUCAGAUCAGUGUCCAUUGCACUUGAUGGUGAAUCAAAGGUCAUUCUUAAAUUAAGAAAGCUCAGCCUGUUAAAAAGCAAGAAAGAAUGCAUUGUACUGGACCAGCAUGCCGAGCUGUAUAGAGAUCCCGAAGCUGAAGAGACUACUGAUACAUGUUAUGUAAUCGUGUUGACGACAAAUUUUGGGACGAUUAAGCUAGACAUGGUAGAUGAUUAUCUAUGUUAUAAGACAUGGGCAACAACCAUUCAUCACAUGCUCAUGCUUUCCACAUCUUAUACCAAAUAUCAACUUCAAUUCCCCAAAAACUGAAAAUGUUUUUCAGUUAUAUGCUGCAUUACAUGCAUCUAUUUUGAAUAUUUGUUAUAGUGUUGUAUAUCCAUUUACAUUGUAAUAACUGUUGUUGGACAAAGUAUGUUUAAUUGGUUGUUAGAUUUUGAAA
Gossypium arboreum is the source of this 1777-nucleotide messenger RNA. RefSeq names its product VAN3-binding protein. Bases 475 to 1647 code for a protein of 390 amino acids. The transcript has 8 exons. Lineage: Eukaryota; Viridiplantae; Streptophyta; Magnoliopsida; Malvales; Malvaceae. The record is from RefSeq and is a predicted model, not a curated record.